CCGAAAAUGGACAGGCUCAUCAGCUUGGAGCCGUCGAACACGGUGGCCAUCCGAAUCGAGCCGGGACACAAGUGGCGCGGCGAGCUCACCCUGCGCAACGUCAUGUACACCAUGCCGGUCGCGUUCAAGCUCCAGCCGGAGCACAAGAGCCGCUACACGGCGAAGCCUCAGUCGGGGAUCAUAGCUCCGCUCUCGGCCCUCGCCGUGGAGAUCACCUACCACCACCCGCCCGGCUCGGCGCUCCCCGAGCCGUUCCCCGCUCGCUGCGGCGGCGGCGGCGGCGACCUGUUCCUCCUCCACAGCGUCGUGGUCCCCGGCGCGGCGGUGAAGAGCCCGAGCUCCACCUUCGAGGUCCCCGGCGAUUGGUUCGCCGCCAGGAAGAAGCAGGUGUUCAUCGAUAGCGGCCUGAGGGUCAUGUUCGUCGGCUCGCCGAUCAUGGUUCGGCUCGUCGCCGAGGGUUCGAUGGACGAGAUUAGGGAGGUGAUGGAGCGGAGCGACCCGGGUUGGAAGCUCGCGGACUCCGUCGACGAGCACGGCCAGACGUUGCUCCACCUGGCCAUUGCGCGGGGCCGGGCGGACCUUGUCCAAUUGCUUCUUGAAUUCGAGCCGUGCCUGGAGGCUCCCAACCGAUCGUUGGGAUACAGCCCGCUCGAGGCCGCCGCCGCCGCCGGAGAAACUCUGAUUGCGGAGCUCCUGUUGGCUCGGCGAGCGAGCAUUGAACGCUCGGAGACAUCGAACCGGGGCCCUGUUCACCUCGCCACGGGUGGCGGACAUGCGGAGGUGUUGAAGCUGCUCCUGCUAAAGGGGGCCGACCUGAAUGCUCUCACCAAGGAUGGCAAAACGGCCUUGCACGUCGCCGUGGAGGAGCAGAGAAGAGAGUGCGCGAGGCUUUUACUGAGCGGCGGAGCCAAGACCGACGUGCACAACGGCAAAGACGGCGACACGCCGUUGCACAUCGCGGCGAGCUAUGGGGACGAGGACAUGGUGAUGCUCCUGCUGCAGAAAGGAGCCCAUAAAGACGUCCGCAACAGGUACGGCAAGACCGCCUACGGCCUCGCGGCGGAGCACGGCCACGCGAAGCUCUUUGACGCCCUAAAGUUAGGGGACAGAUUGUGCACGGCGGCGAGGAAAGGAGAAGCGCGGCAGAUCCACCGGCUUCUCGAGAACGGGGCCGCGAUCAACGGCCGCGACCAGCACGGGUGGACUGCGCUGCACCGCGCCUCGUUCAAGGGGCACACCAAGGCGAUCAAGGCUCUGCUCGAGAAGGGAAUCGACAUCGACGCAAAGGACGAAGAUGGAUACAUCGCCUUGCACUGCACGAUCGAAUCGGGGCACACGAAGGCCGUGGAGUUACUAGUGAAGAAAGGAGCCGACCCGGAGGCAAGGACCAAUAAGGGACUGAGCGCGCUGCAGAUUGCCGAGUCGCUGGCCUACACGGGGAUCUCCAGGAUACUCGGGCACGGCGGCGCGUGCAAGGACGGGAGCACCCAAAUUGCAGGCGCCGCCGCUUCGCUCUUGGGAGGCGUCCGGGGAGGUGGAUCGUUGGGUCGAGACGCCGAGUACGGAGGAUUGAAGAAGAAGCAGAUCACUCGGAGAAGGAAGGGACUUCGCGGUAGCUUCGAUUUGUCCAGGCAAAUUGCUGUGCUCUAACCGAGGACUAGAAUUGAACGGCACAAUUCCAGUUUUGCUUCUGCACAUUCUAAUUCUUGAUUAGGCUCUGUCCAUUGGUU
Messenger RNA from Syzygium oleosum, 1730 nucleotides. RefSeq names its product protein VAPYRIN-like. Gene Ontology annotation, molecular function: protein binding. The coding region runs from base 7 to 1650 and encodes 547 amino acids. The record is from RefSeq and is a predicted model, not a curated record. Lineage: Eukaryota; Viridiplantae; Streptophyta; Magnoliopsida; Myrtales; Myrtaceae. The transcript has a single exon.